GGAUACCAAUACAUGAACUCUAUUUUGUAUAUUUUUUUUAUAUAUAUUUAAAUAAUAUGUAUCCGAAAGCAACAAGCAACGUUAUGAUACAUUACAAUUCCUUUUAACAAAUGUGCGAAUUUUAUAUUGAGCACGAAAUUUGUUGUAAUCAUCACAGAUCAAUGUAACUACAUCUGUGGCUGUUAAUGUGUAUGUACGUAUUAAUGUGUGCGAUUCAAUGGGAUUUAUAUCGUUUGCUGAACUGCAACUCUAAUCACAUUGUUACUGGUUUAAUAAGACAAAUGUCUAAAAGCUAGGAUUGUUGACUCUAAUUUUGAUUAUUGUAUUUAAAGUCAAUAAAGUCUUUCUAAAAAAAAUUCUCAUGUCUGAAUAUGCAAGCAUGUCAUUCACUCUAAGUCCAGAAGAGACCUGUAAAAAUGAUAUGGUCCAAAUGCAAUCUAUUAAUCUCGUUUGUCCAGUGUGUGAUGCUGGAUAUAUAAAUAAAAAUGAAUUUUACGAUCACUUAAGUAUACAUGCUGGGGAUGUAUUGUUAAAACACGUGGAAUGCUUAAAAAAUGCAAAUAAUGAAUUAGAUACAGUGCCAAGAGAGUCUAUCCCCAAAAAGAUCGAUGAAACUAUAUUGAGACCUUUCAAGUGCCAGCAAUGUAGUUUAACAUUUGACAGAGCUUCUCAGUAUGACUAUCAUUAUCGCAGUAUACAUCUUGGUGAAAAAUCGCAGCUCUGCGAGAUCUGUGGUAAAGGUUUCUUUCGCAAGGCAGAUCUGAGAACACAUUUGAACAUUCAUUUAGGCACAAAUGUUUGCAUUUGCGAGAUUUGUGGGAGAAAGUUUAAUCACAUAUCCAAUCUAAUUAGACACUGCAGAAUGCAUGCUGGAAUAAAAUUGUAUCCAUGUUCCAUUUGCGGAAAACGUUUUACUCAGAUUAGUUCCAUUACAAGGCACAAACGUAUUCAUGAAAGAGCAAAAGAUGAUGUUAAACUUCAUACGCAAACUAAUUCCAACAAUUGUAACUUACAGAAAAAAGAUCAUGCGAUAUACAAAAAUAAGUUUGUUGAAGGUAAUGCACCUACUCAGCAAAAGAUUGUUAAGAGACAACAUUACUGUAAAAUUUGUGGUGAAAGUUUCAAUUUCAUCUUUCUCUUAAGGGAGCAUGAAAAAUCCCAUUUGCAAAUUUUGGAAUGCAAAGACCAUGAGGUGAAUUUUCAGAAAGCUACAGAACUGAAAGAACAAACACAGCAUGUUAAUAAUUUUGACUUUCUUGAAAAUGAAACAGAUAUGAAAAAAGCUUUGCCAUUGGAUGCAAUUAUUUAUAUCACGUCAGAACAGUUGAAGAAGAUCAAUUUAGAAAACAUUGAAGAUAAUAGAAAUCACGUUUCACAAGAAGAUCUGUGUGAAACAAAAAUUUUAGGAGAUGAAGAAUUAAACGUUUCAGAGAAGAUGGCAUUUAACAGUGAACAAACUCAACUCGUUCAUGAUAAUCCACUUUUAUUAUGUAAAUCUAACGAUUCCAUAGAAAGUGAAAAUGUAUCAUAUGUUUGCCCAUUAGAUGAGAAUAUUCUUAAAGAUAAAUUGUGCGUUCAAACGUGCGAGACGGAUUUAGAAAAAUCCGAAACAAUAUCGAGUUACAACACCCUAAUGAAUACUCCUCUGAAUGUUGCUGAUUUGUUUCAAAAAAUAGAUCUGUCAGAAUCUAAUAGUAACGAAGAUCUUAAUUCCGAUCCAAGUAUACAUAAAAAUGAAGAAACUUUAGUACAAAAUGAAAAAAUAUCCGAUGAUUUGAGCGACAUAAAUAAUAUCGUGAAUCACGAUGAACCAAUGUUGCGUUUAGUACAAACAGAAACAGGGGAACAAUUUUAUGAAUUUCUAAUUAACAAUUUAGUUGAAAAGUUGCCGAAUUCACAAAUUAUUGAGUCUACGAAAAAUUCUGAGAGCAAAGACGAUAGUACAAAUAUGAACGAAGAAAAUCACGAAGGGCAGAGUAUACGAGAUGACAUACAUAACGAUUUAAAUUAUUCGCAAUAUGAACUGCAAGGUGAAGAAAAAAACUUUACAAAUCAAAUUCUAUUAGACACGCAAAGUGAUUUCGAUAAGUACGUCGAAACAAAUUUCGAGGUAUUCGAAAGAUUAAAUUACGAUGACAGCCCCGAGCGAUUUCUUGAAUUUGUUGAAUCCGGACUUGAGAAUCAAAGCUCGAAAAUUUCGGACUUCAGCAAAGAGAGUGACGAAUUCUUACAGUUUCAGAAUUUUACCGAAAUUGAUACUGUAGAACCAAAUGAGAAAGAUAGUAUUAUUAAUGACAAUAAUAGUAAUAAUCAAAUUAUCGAGAUAGAUGAGAAACAAAAGCAGAAUGAAGAUGUGACGAAUAGUAAUGAAAAACUGGAGGAUGAACAAGACUCGAAGAAGUCGAAAACAUUCUUGAUAAAGUUUCAAUGUACAGUGUGCGAAAAAUCAUUUUCAACUAGUUACAAUUACAAGCAGCACAUAGGUACGCAUUUCGCGGACCAGCAAAAAUUUCAUUGUAAAGACUGUAAGUUGUCCUUCGCUUGGAAAUCAACGUUAAACAAACACAUUGCAAAUAAUCAUAGACCAGAUGGUCCACAGAAGUUUGCAUGUGAUAUAUGUAACAAAAUUUAUAAUACCUCCUCGCAAGUAAAUGAGCACGUGAAGCGAGAUCAUCUGAAACAGCGGAACCAUGUUUGCUCUCAGUGCGGCAAAUCAUUUUUUAAAAAGUACGAUUUGAAAAUACACAAUAGAAUUCAUACCGACGAACGACCGUACGUUUGUCGCGCUUGCGGGAAAAGAUUCCAUCACCGAAGUCACAUUAUUCGUCACGAGCGCAUACAUUUCUAGGUGCUAAGGGCGUAUCUAUAAGUUCACAUUUUAUUUCAGUUCGAGGCAUAGGGAAGCGUAGGGAACAAAUUAUAAAAAAAAAAGAAUCACAAUUAUAAUUACCUUACAAUAGAAUAAUUACAAUUAUAUAAUCGAAAUUAAUUUCUAUUAAUAAUUCUAAUAGAAAUUAACGACGAUGCUGUUCUAUUACAUGAUUUACAUUAUAAUAUGCAUUGAAUGUGCAACGGCAAUUAAUACGUGUUACAAAGCAUUUAAAAUACGUUUUUGUAAAUGAUUAUUUUUUAAUAAAACAGAAAACGCUAA
Frieseomelitta varia is the source of this 3151-nucleotide messenger RNA. RefSeq names its product zinc finger protein 724-like. Gene Ontology annotation, cellular component: nucleus. The transcript is spliced from 7 exons. Gene Ontology annotation, molecular function: DNA-binding transcription factor activity, RNA polymerase II-specific; RNA polymerase II transcription regulatory region sequence-specific DNA binding. The record is from RefSeq and is a predicted model, not a curated record. Bases 362 to 2848 code for a protein of 828 amino acids. Gene Ontology annotation, biological process: regulation of transcription by RNA polymerase II. NCBI's taxonomy places the organism in Eukaryota, Metazoa, Arthropoda, Insecta, Hymenoptera, Apidae.